Messenger RNA from Coprinopsis cinerea okayama7#130, 928 nucleotides. Its product is annotated as RNA annealing factor. Gene Ontology annotation, molecular function: mRNA binding. NCBI's taxonomy places the organism in Eukaryota, Fungi, Basidiomycota, Agaricomycetes, Agaricales, Psathyrellaceae. The transcript is spliced from 6 exons. The record is from RefSeq and is a predicted model, not a curated record. Bases 97 to 786 code for a protein of 229 amino acids. Gene Ontology annotation, cellular component: nucleus. Gene Ontology annotation, biological process: mRNA export from nucleus.
CAACCACCACCAACCCCGCCCUUUCGUCAGCCUUUCGUCUUUUUUUCCCCUGUACACCGUUCUUUUUCUUUUUACGACACUUCUUAAUUCUACAUAAUGGCCUCUAUGGAUAUGGACAAGAGCCUCGACGAGAUCAUCGCUUCCAAGCCCAAGGGUGGACGCCGUGGAGGUGCUGGAGGUGCUGCUCGCCGUCGCUCGACUGGACGACAGCAGAUUCUCGGAAAGGCCGCGCCCGCGCCCGCCCAAAAGACGCGCGCAGCAGCUGCAGCUGUUCAACCUGGCAAAGUUACCGCCGCCCAACCUGCUCUUGCUGACAAGAUUAUCGUGUCCAAUCUCCCUAUCGAUGUGAAUGAAGCCCAAGUCAAGGAACUCUUCGCCUCAACUGUUGGCCCACUCCGAGAUGUCACCCUCCACUACGACGCAAACGGCAAAUCGAAAGGUGUCGCCGCGGUCCACUUCUCGCGCAAGGGCGAUGCCAACAAGGCCUACACGCAAUACAACAACCGACUCAUCGAUGGCAAACGCCCGAUGAAGAUCGAAAUUGUCGUCGACCCCAUCAAAGCAGUUCCCCUCUCCGCCCGUGUCGCUCCCCCUGCUGCGGCUGCUCCUGCUGCCACAAGAGGUGGCCCUGCUGCCCGCCGUCGUCGUGGUGGCCGAGGUGGAGGUGCUGGUGCCAAGCGCUCUGAGCGACCUCAGAAGACUGCCGCCGAUCUUGAUGCCGAAAUGGAGGAUUACACUGCCGCGGCCAGUGCUCCAGCAGCCGCACCUGCCGCUGCUGCUGCGUAAAUUGGAUUCGUGUCUUAUGCUACCCUACGUUGUAAUUCGUGUUUAUGCGUCCUUACGCCUAAUCAUUACUCUUGUCGCUAUGUAUACCCUAUUGUCGUCAGCCGCUGUAUCCGUGCAUUCCUCCCUGUAAACAUGUACUGCG